Messenger RNA from Puccinia triticina, 216 nucleotides. RefSeq lists its product as uncharacterized. The coding region runs from base 1 to 216 and encodes 71 amino acids. Lineage: Eukaryota; Fungi; Basidiomycota; Pucciniomycetes; Pucciniales; Pucciniaceae. The record is from RefSeq and is a predicted model, not a curated record. The transcript has a single exon.
AUGGCCCUCCGCGAUUCGAGCAAACCGAAGCCGAACUAUCUGGGUUCGCAUGCCAAGGAGGAGAAGCAGUCGGUCUGGAAGAAGAUUAUCAGCCAGGAGAUGAACGAUCCCGAGUGUCGGAAAGCUAACACCGGCAUCCUCGUUGGCUUCGCCGUCUUUUUCUCCUCGAUCGCUUUCUUUAAAGUCGCCGGUGACCUCCUCGUCCCUGCCUUCUGA